This is a messenger RNA of Fusarium oxysporum Fo47, 1461 nucleotides long. RefSeq lists its product as uncharacterized. Gene Ontology annotation, biological process: regulation of DNA-templated transcription. NCBI's taxonomy places the organism in Eukaryota, Fungi, Ascomycota, Sordariomycetes, Hypocreales, Nectriaceae. The transcript is spliced from 6 exons. The record is from RefSeq and is a predicted model, not a curated record. Bases 1 to 1461 code for a protein of 486 amino acids. Gene Ontology annotation, molecular function: DNA-binding transcription factor activity, RNA polymerase II-specific; zinc ion binding.
AUGUUCAGCCAGGGCGGUACCAGCUCCUCGGAUCAGCAGGGGCAGGGCAAUAAGCGACAACGCACGGCAGCCAUGUACCACCGGAAACGUGCCGUGACGGCUUGCCAAUCUUGCCGAUUGAGAAAGACCAAGUGCGACAACGUUCGUCCAGUCUGUGGGUUCUGCUCCAGGAACGGGGCUCAAUGUGUUUAUCCUGGCUCUGGCUCUGAUAGCGAUUACUCAAGCUACGACCCAGCCAGUUUGACCAUUCUGGAUCGGCUCAAUCAUGUUGUAUCUCUACUUGAGUCUCGACCUUUAGCAGUACUCGUGAAUGAAUCAGGCUCAUUUACCAGGCCGAGUGAACCAUUUGAUUCGUCAGGAAGACAGGCCGCCAUCAGUCAGCCAUUACGUGUCACUCCUAUACAGGCAUCGAGCGACCCAACGACACAUGUGCCUGAAAAUGAUAUCCUGCAGGUCCUUGACCGCCUGGAUUUUCCCUCGACAUCUAACAAUUGCGAGAGUAUUAUGCGGUGGCCUAUAUUUCAAGACUUGGUGCCUGAAGUCCACUCCUUCGUUCUCGAGUUAAAUGAGGAUGUAGAAGCAGGCCCCAGUGAUGCCCGGGGCGUCUCAGGAGGAAAGGGCGUUCAGGAAGAGGACUUCAUUCAACUUUCAAAACGAUUUCUGGCAUAUGUACAUGUUAAGAACCCAAUUUUGGAUGUCAAGGAUUACAAGAAGAAGGUUAGAGAAGCAGCUGAGAAUGGGCCACGAUGGGAUGGCGCGUCUUGCCUUGUAGCCUGGUUUCACUUCAAUCGCGCUUGUGUCGAUUUGCGAAACAUCCUCUGGACUCGCAGUCAGAAGAAGUCGAGUGAGGCAACCACACAGGAAACCCGUCGACUUGAACAAAGACUGUAUUGGUCUUGUGUUAAAACAGAAUACCUGGUUGAUGAAGUUUGGUAUAGUGAAUUACGGUACGAGAUACCAUUGCCGCCAAGCGGUAUCACACAGUGUGACUAUCCAGACAUGUUCCCCUCUCCACCAACGGAACUGACCUCUCCAUCGGCCUAUGAUCGGGGUGACACAUUGGACGACGAUAUUGUCCCCGAAGAGGAGAAGAGUUGGUUCUAUUAUUUGGCAGAGAUUUCUUAUCGAAGGAUGAUGAACCGAGCCAUGGCUGUAAUGGCCCGGAGCGGAGAGCACGGUUGGAGUGAUAAUAUCUGUAAAGCUAUGGAGCAUUGCAAAGAGUUCAACGAACAAAUAGAUCUUUGGUAUUCGCACAUUCCACCUCAAAUCGACCCAAAGAACGCAGUCCACACCAACAACGAGCUGGCACAGUUUUUGAGGAAUCGUGAACUAUCUUGUCGAGAAUGGAUACACCGUCCCUUCCUCUUCUACAUACUCCACCAAUCUCCAGAAGAUGAACACUACGGUCGAGCUAUGCCACUGGCGCAGAGGUGUCUGGAGUUUCUUGCUGGCUGCGGCUAA